Belonocnema kinseyi is the source of this 613-nucleotide messenger RNA. RefSeq lists its product as uncharacterized. The record is from RefSeq and is a predicted model, not a curated record. Bases 1 to 510 code for a protein of 169 amino acids. The transcript is spliced from 4 exons. Lineage: Eukaryota; Metazoa; Arthropoda; Insecta; Hymenoptera; Cynipidae.
AUGGAUUCUCAUAAAGAUUUAAAGUAUUCAAACGACAAGUACAUAGAUUCUAUCCAAAUAGGCGAUAAACACGUCCAAAUACUCGCUCGUGUUGGGCCGGUUGAAGCUCCUAAAAAAGUAACGUUAAAGGACGGCAAAGAAAAGUUUGUCGUCAAGUUUAUGCUGAUGACUGACUCUCGGAGCAUUCGAUGCUCUGCUUGGGAUUCCGAAGUGGAAAAGAUCGUCAAAAUAAAGUCAAUGUGGGCUUCGAGAGGAGAUCCGAGAUUUAAUUCGGGUAACGUAGGCUUCAUUUUGUAUUUGAAGUCAUCUUCGGUCAUCACCCGCAUCGAUUCUGGGAGAUUGUUAUCCGGUGAAAUUCAGCCGACGUCUGUUGAUCUUUGCGACAUUUUUACUGUCGAAUGGCCCAUUUCUACCAUGGAAUAUUUGAUGGACGAAUUUCAAAUCGUGAUUCAGAAGAGCCCGCCCUAUGCGUAUAUGACCUUCAAACUGAGCAACGUAUAUAUUUUAUAAUAAUACCAAAAAUCAUGAUCAUAAUAAUUUAUAUUCAGCAAAGAAAUCAAUUGAAGUUUGUCAAAAUUCGAACAAAACAAUAAACUGAUAAAUUUCAAAUCAA